UUACUAUAUAUUGGCGAGCGGGCCAGCUAACUGUUUCAGUUUAAUUUCUGUUCCUAUCGCAAGCCCUAUUAUGAUGAAGUUUUCAGUAGCGCUGCUGUUGCUAGUCGGUGUGGCCAUCCUGGGGGACUGCUCCCACGGAGCCACUUACACCCAAGAUGACUACAGGAGCUUUAUUAAGACUUGUGGCAAAAUUUUGCGGACCUCAUCGGAGACGUAUCAGAAAUUGAAGGACAAGGAUUUCAGUGAAAACUCGGAGUUGUACUGCUUGAUUCGAUGUGUCGGUAUUAGGACCGGAUUUUACGAUGACGAGAGCGGAACUGACUGGGAACGCGUUAAGGAGCAUUAUGCCGAAAGACCGGGCUUAAGCGAAUACUUGAAAGCCGCCCAAGAAUGCAACGCAGCACUAAAUCCGGUGGAUUACACAGACGAUUACUGUAAAAAGUCGUUCCUGUACUUCGAUUGCGCCAUGAAAGCUCACGACUUGUACCUCAAGUCCUAGGGGCGUGUGAGAAGAACACUUAAAAUGAAGUUUAUAUUCAUGGAAACAAUUGUUUUUAAGGGUGAUCGUGAAACUACCGUUGAUUUGAACGAUUUCUGAAAUCGUACAUUGUGAAUACUCCGAAUAGUUUACCAUUGAUAAAUUAGUAAAUUAGUGAAUUUGAAGACACAGAAAUUUAGCUUCGCAAAACUUGAUUCGAACUUACAUCCUAUUCUGCGUAUUACACAUUUUAUUGCAAUUAUAGAAGGAAAUGUAUGCGUAUGCGACAUGAAGCCUAACUUGGGAAAAACAUUGUUAUUCUAUUUUUCCAAAACUUUCGUUAUGUUUCAAAUGUUGAUAUUUGUUCAUUUAGGCUUAUCUGUUGGGCCAGAAACACUUUCUGAUUUUAUUUACGGGGUCAGGAAUUGAACGCCGAUAGGCUACGCGAAAAUUGAUGUCCUUUUUAUUCGCCAUUUUUUUAGUUAUCUUCAAUGACAUAGAAAAUGGACAAGUAAUACUUGGUCUUUCUGUUUCAACAGACGUGUCGCAGCCGAUUCAUACCGUACAGAAUCAUUGCAUGACUAGUACUACGAUCCUACUGACGCCAAGAAUCCUUCCAGGUCAGGGCUUGAACAUAUGGCAAAUGGCUUGUAAGGCCAGCGCUUCAUGCAUUGAACUGCCAACCCGAGGUCAUGAUAAUAAGAAUAUAAAUUACAACGACUGUCCAACUGCAUGCUGUCAAUUCAAGUGAACUGUUUCACGGUAGUGAUUUUUGAAUCGAUCCAGUUUGUAAGCCUUUUUCUAUAUCAUCAUAACAAGUGAGAUGUUGCACAGGUAGUUCUUGAGACAUCGAUGAAAACAAAUGGUAGCCGUUUAAUUUUCUCAGGUCUUGAAGAGCAUUCUGGUCGUAUUUCCAGCAAUGCUUGAUUCAGUUUCAUCAUUCGCUGUAGGUAGAUAUUAGUAUUCACAAUUUCAUCAGAUAUGAGAAUUUUUUAGUACAAGACACCUUUUUGAUUGCACCAAAUGCACUGUAUAGUUUCCUUUCCGAAUCGAUUAGGGUUUGCAGUUGAUUUCGAUGGUUGGCCAAGAUUGACCCAUAAUUUUUUGAGUGUGGGAUUUUAACGAAAUAAAUCCAUUUUUCAUUUUCCGUAACGAUGCGGUGCAGAAUUUUUUGCUGAGCGAACAAAAUUUCGCUCAACGUUUUUCGCUUUUCCUACUGUCUAUCAUUCAUCUCAUGUUCCCAUUUUCUGAAUCUUUUCCACGUAAUGUAGACGAUCCAAAAUGGCUCAGUGGCGCCAACCUUAUUGCCAUUUGUUUUGAAGUUUGAGUGUUGUCUUCGUUCAACAAUUCUUUCAAUUAGACAACUUUAUAUUUUUGGGGUUGACCUUUGUAUCUUUGUAAUUGAAUUCCGUCUAGGCUGCAGUAAUCAAUUAAAAAUCGACUUCGUUUGACUUGGUGUGUAGUUAGAGAUCGUGAUGCAUUACGAACCGAACAGAUGGAAUGGACACUUACUCGUUAGGUUGGUUUAAAGCUAGCCAAAGCCAAAGUAUUGGUUUCCAAUUCAAAUUGACAGAAUGGGGUUGGAAUUUAUCUGAAACUAACACAACAUUCUUUUCAAAAAGGAUUUUCAUUACUAUUAGCAAUAAGGGUGAAUAUGUCCAAAAUAAAAAGAAUAAUAACAAUA
Messenger RNA from Malaya genurostris, 2162 nucleotides. Its product is annotated as general odorant-binding protein 99b-like. Lineage: Eukaryota; Metazoa; Arthropoda; Insecta; Diptera; Culicidae. Gene Ontology annotation, molecular function: odorant binding. The transcript is spliced from 2 exons. Bases 71 to 499 code for a protein of 142 amino acids. Gene Ontology annotation, biological process: sensory perception of smell. The record is from RefSeq and is a predicted model, not a curated record.